GGCCAACAUCCAGAUACCUCUUCUUGGCCUCGAGCCAGUUCUACCAUGGCAUCAGUAUCAACCCCGCCAACCGGCGCAUGCGGCGAUAGCCAGUUUGGUGCCAUUGUUUCUACGGCGGAUUGUCGUGGGGGCUUCGACUUCACGGUGGCUUUCGAAUCCGGCAUCUUGAACAUAUUACCAGCGGCUUGCUUCCUUUUGCCGGCAACCUUUCGCCUGUUUCGGCUGUCUAGGCAGGCGCCCAAGGUGUUCUCUUCCGCAUAUCGUGUGAUAACAUUAGUUAGUAUCCUUACGUCUAUCUGGCGGCGCAUCUUACUUGCGAGUGCCAUUUUGGAUCUUAUAUCAGCGCUAGUCGUUAUAGUACUAGUUGACAUGGAGCAUUUCCGGUCCAUCCGACCAUCAUUCCUUGCCUCUGCUUACCUGUUUGUCACGCUGCUUCUGGAUCUUGCGCGCGUGCGUACCUCCUGGCUGCUAGCCGGCUAUCAGGGCUACCCAGCUUGCCUCUCCGCGUCUCUAGCCGUUAAACUCCUUCUCUUGAUACUCACUAAUACCGAAAAACGGAAAUGGUUUCUGCACACGGAAAAGGACCACUCCACCGAAAGCGUGAGCGGACCUUUUAGUCGAGGCUUAUUUACUUGGUUGAAUGGCCUGUUGUGGAAAGGGCACUCCGUGUUACUGACCGGAGAUGCUCUGCCUACUGUUCAUAGAAAGCUCUUGUCUUCAGAGUUGUCGACUCGGUUCGCAGACUCGUGGACUCGCCACCCGCAGAAGGGGCAGAACGCGUUGCUCGUGGCGGUGAUCAAGUGUCUGCGAUGGGAAAUCGCGACGAUCGCCCUCCCACGGCUUUGUGUCGUGGGAUUUAGCAUCGCGCAGCCCUUUUUAAUUGGGAGAGUUGUCACCGUCUUACAGCAGACCAGCCCGUUGUCGCAAGAAAUGGGCUACGCCUUGAUUGCAGCAACCGCAAUUGUCUUUACCGGGAUCGCUGUCUCGCGAGCCUCUUACGAACACCUAGGAUAUCGUGCCACAACCAUGCUUCGUGGUGGUCUGAUGGCCCUUGUCUUCCAGCAUAUGAUGGAUCUGCCACUGGGAAGCAAUGACGAAUCUAGUGCUAUGGCCCUUCUAGGCGCUGACAUAGAAAUGGUUGCUGAAUAUUUCUAUUCGGUAGUCUGCGAGACUUGGGCUAAUGUACUCCAAUUGACACUGGCUACCUGGUUGCUACAAACCCAAGUCGGCGUUGUCUGUAUCGCUCCUAUUCUAGUGGUGAUAAUCUUCACAGGCUUCUCGUUUGCCAUGGGCAAUGCCGUUUCCGCUAGACAAAAAAGUUGGCUUCAGGCUACCGAGAAGCGUAUCAACUUUACGACUUCCAUCCUAGGCUCGAUUCGCAACGUCAAAGUUCUCGGGUUGACCGAGGUAAUGAGCUCUAUGGUUGAAGGAUUGCGCACGGAAGAGCUUGAGAUUUCUAAAAAAUUCCGCAAGCUCCAGUCAAUCCGCGUAUGCAUGGUCAAUUCUCCUAUGAUUGUGGGACAACUUGUGACUCUCGCUGCCUAUGCGAUCUUAGCAUUGCUACAGGGCUCCGGAGGUCUUGCCGUCGGCAAAACUAUCAUGUCAUUGUCGCUUAUAAGCUUGAUGAUUACUCCGCUGAGUUACCUUUUGAUGGCAAUUCCCGACACAUAUGCAUCGAUAGGCUGCCUUAAUAGGAUACAGGACUUCCUCAUGAAUCCAAGCCGUCUUGAUAGGAGACAGCUUUCUCAGCCAGUAUCAUCUCACCCAACACCGACAGAUAGCAUUGCCGGCAUAGAGCUAUGCCCGCUUCUAAAAAGUUCCCAAACGCAGAAAGAAGUGGUUCUCUCACUCCAAAAUGUUCGAUUUGGCUGGAAAUCUCCCUCUUCAUCAGAGACACUCGGUAUCACACUUGAGCUCGAGUCCUCACCCACCGGUACUGUCAUUAUCCUCGUCGGUCCAGUAGGCUGCGGUAAAUCUACCGUUCUGAAGGGCCUCGCAGGUGAAACACCAGUGUUGGAAGGUGAGCUUUUUAUCAAGUACCCGGAUCUGGCAUUUUGUGAUGAAACUCCAUGGCUAUCCAAUGCAUCAAUACAGAAGAAUAUUGCGGGCGAAGACCUAUCCACGUUUGAUCCAGACUGGUAUCAUACAGUUGUGCGCGCAUGUGCGCUAGAUGUGGACCUCAAGAGAAUGCCAGCAGGCGACAAGACAUCCGUGGGUAGUAAAGGGUCUAAACUUAGCGGAGGACAACGUCAGAGAAUUGCUAUCGCCAGAGCCGUCUAUGCUCGUAGACGAAUCGCUUGCUUCGAUGAUGUUCUCAGUGGUCUUGACAAUGCAACUGCCCGGCAUGUUUUUGAUAAUGUCUUUGGUCCGGCUGGACUGUUACGUCGGCUGGGAUGUACGGUGUUCUUGUCAACUCAUACCAUCCAUCACUUGCCUCAAGCCGACCUGAUCAUGGUCCUCGGGGAAAAUGGCCAAGUCAUCAAGCAAUGCAGCUAUACCGAACUUCGAGACCACGCGCACAACCUCACUGAGAGGCAUGGAAUCAAACUCACGCCAACAGCUAAAACGGAGCAAAUUGAUGACCUAGAGAACCCUUCAAACGACACUACAGAGUCUAUCAGUGCUCCUUCCCCAGGUGUCCAUCGGCAGACGACCGACCUUGCUGUAUACAAGUACUAUUUCUCUGCGCUGGGAUGGUUCAGAAUCGCCGCCUUGCUUCUCUUCCUGAUGACCGACGCCGGUAUCAACGCAUUCCGCUACGUAUGGGUCGACCUUUGGUCCUCCAGCAGCGACAACGCUACAGCCUCCCGCCUAGGCUAUUGGCUUGGACUAUAUGGAGCAUUCUCCGUCAUUCAAGCCCUUUCUCUGGCACUUGCCGUAUUCUGGACCUGGGUCAUCAUCGUCCCCGCGGCUUCUAAAAACCUUCAUUCUGUUGUGCUGCACGCCUGCAUGGGCGCUCCAUUGUCCUUCUUGUCGAAAGUUGACACCGGAGUACUGGUAACCCGCUUUAGCCAGGACAUGAGGCUGGUCGACAUGAUCCUACCUCGAGGGUUUAUAUCUACGGGAUUCUUGUUCUUUGGAGCCAUAGCCCAAGGCGCCACUGCGAUAGCUUCGCUGCCCUACUUGGCAGCAGCUCUGCCGCUUCUCCUUGGAGUCCUGGUUCUGAUCCAACGGUUUUAUCUAAGGACAUCUCGCCAACUGCGACUAUUAGAAAUUGAGCUCAAAAGUCCCCUCUACACUCACUUCAUCGAGUCCCUAUCAGGGCUCAUCACCAUCCGCGCCUUUUCCUGGACCCAAGCCGCCACAUCUCGAAUGAUCUCCAAGCUGGACACCGCCCAAAGACCCUACUACCUCCUCCUAUGCAUCCAACGCUGGCUGAGCCUCGUGCUGAAUCUGAUCGUAGCCGCUACAACAGUACUUCUCGUCGGCAUCGCUUUCGCGCUCCGCACGCGUGUUGACGCGGGCCUUUUAGGCAUCGCCCUCGUCAUGAUGAUGGACCUGGGCCUUGUUCUGUCGGAGCUGAUUCAGAACUGGACGUUGUUGGAGACAUCGUUGGGGGCUGUUUCGCGGAUUAAGGAGUUUGCUGAGGGGACAUGUCGUGAGGAGAGCAAUGCCGUCGUUCAGGCUCAGAGCGAAGUCCCGGAGUGGCUGACUGAGGGGGAGGUCGCGUUUGUGAGUGCGAGUGUUUCUUGGACCCUCUCUGAGACAAAGCCUUUACUCAACGGCAUUAAUCUCCGGAUCCCUGCGGGGAAGAAGUUUGGCCUGUGUGGGAGGACAGGAAGUGGCAAAAGCACACUAGCACUCUCCCUCCUCCGCCUCAACGAGAUAACCUCCGGACAAAUCCUCAUCGACGGCCAAGACAUCUCCCUCCUAUCCCGCUCAUCCAUCCGCCAGCAUAUCAGCUGUCUCAGCCAAGAGCCCUUCCUUUUCCCCGGCACCGUCAGACAGAACGCCGAUCCGCUGAACGCAGUUUCGAGCGCGCGGAUAAUCGACGCAUUGCAAUCUGUCGGGGUUUGGGAUUCUGUUGCGGCGGGCUGUGGUAGUGAUAGCACGGAAGAGGAAGAAAAGAUCCUGGAUUCAAUCCUAGACAACAGCAUUCUGUCACAGGGCCAGAAGCAGCUAUUCUGUCUGGCGCGCGCUUUGCUGAAACGGAGCAAGAUCUUGAUACUGGAUGAGCCGACGAGCAGUCUCGACCCAGAAGCAGACACCAAAGUACAAAGAGUCAUAAGGGAAUCCUUCCCCAACUGCACCGUGAUCAUGGUAGCCCAUCGAAUCCGCAGUCUACUCGACUUUGACCAAGUUGCUGUCUUGGAUAGUGGCCGGGUGAUCGAAGUCGGGUCUCCGCGGGAGUUACUGCGUAAGGCGGAUGGGGAGUUUGCGAGAUUGUUUGGUUUGGAGUCGUGA
Molecule: messenger RNA, 4404 nt
Organism: Aspergillus campestris IBT 28561
Lineage: Eukaryota; Fungi; Ascomycota; Eurotiomycetes; Eurotiales; Aspergillaceae
Product: putative ABC transporter
Exons: 15
Coding region: 46-4404 (1452 amino acids)
Biological process (GO): transmembrane transport
Cellular component (GO): membrane
Molecular function (GO): ATP binding; ABC-type transporter activity; ATP hydrolysis activity
Source: RefSeq, a predicted model, not a curated record